Messenger RNA from Cydia fagiglandana, 3314 nucleotides. RefSeq names its product tudor domain-containing protein 5-like (gene tej). The transcript is spliced from 13 exons. Bases 135 to 3314 code for a protein of 1059 amino acids. NCBI's taxonomy places the organism in Eukaryota, Metazoa, Arthropoda, Insecta, Lepidoptera, Tortricidae. The record is from RefSeq and is a predicted model, not a curated record.
AGUUCAUGGCCCGGCAUAUGUUAUUGUGCUGUUGCGGGCUGAAAUCUGGAUUAUUGCAAUUACUUUUGAUCAUUUCCAAUGUCUAACUUACAUUCUCAAAUGCUAAAACCUUAAUAGUUCAACUAAUAAAUCAGAUGACGAUGGCGGACCUGGAGGGUUUGAAGAAGGUGCUGCGGUCUUUGGUGGUGUCGUCGGCCACGACGAUGGACGCGGCGUCGCUGCUGCGCGACUACCGGCGCAUGCUGGGCGAGCCGCUGCCCUGCGCCAAGCACGGCUUCCGAGACCCUGUGCAGUUUCUGCGGGAACGCUGCGCAGAUUGUUUCCUGUUUGCAGGGCCGCAGAACAAUCCCAUACUGACCCUCAUUGUGACGGACUCCAUCAAACACAUUGACCAGUUUGUCCAGAGCCAAAAGUCUUCAAAGCUGGCAAGGGGAAAACGGAGAAGCGUGCCAGAGUCCAUAAUUAAAAAACCACAGCCUAAUCUAAUAGCAAGCACAUUCAACCAUGAAACCAGCAGAAUACCAAAUGGCAGACCAAUAACCACACCAAACAGAGGAUACACAGAAAGAAAACCACCAAUAGAAUCUAGGCAUCCAGAACCAAUGGCACGAUACACAGAUUCUGGGAAACUGCAACCAAUACCACAACAUUCAGAACCUUGGAAACCGGAGCCGGUUCCACAACUAGUCACAAAGCCUGUUGGAAUGACUCCAAGAUCAAAUGCCAAGAAGGCUGAAUCAGAGUGUUCAGAUACCCCAUCAGCGAAGGUGGAGACCGUAGCCAACGGGCACAGCGAGCAGGAAGAAGGAGACUCGCACCAGCGGUUGCAGCGGUUCUAUAAGAAGCGGAUGUUCUUGUACCAGUCACAGAAGCUCGGCAGCAAAGAGUCGCUCCGGGACGAUGAUUCGGGCCGGCAGACUUCCUCCAGCCUGAGCGAGCGGUCGGCGUCGGCGUGGGCGACCCUGCAGUCCGAGAUAUUGCGGCUGGUGGCGCGGCGACCCGAAGGCGUCUGGUGCAGCGAGCUUAUACAGCUGUAUGGAGAGGAAUAUGGUCGCGAGCUAAACUUCGCUCGCUUCCGCUACCCAUCGGUAUCGGCGUGUGCUUGCGCUGUGGAAGGGUUAAACGCGCAACGAGCCGCCGACGGCAACUGGCUGCUUACUGUACAAGGAGCAGAGGAGCCGAGCAUACGUUGCGAGCCGGCACUGCGCUUGCGCCGAGUUCCGCGAGACUCCUCGCUCAGCGCUAGCAAACACGCCAGUCGCACGCUACUCGACGCUGAUGACGCUCUACCGGGCAUAGACUAUGACCCAGACGUGUUCCCCUCCGACUGCCUGAGCUUCCUGGAGAGCAUCCCACCGGGCAGCCUGGGCGAAGUGGCCCCCGGAGACAUGCUGCCUGUAGUGGUGGCCGAGGUGUACUCCCCGAGCCACCUGUGGCUGCAGCGGCUGGGGCCCGAGCACGAGCUCAUGCAGGAGCACAUGGACCAAAUGACGGAGUACUACUCGAAGGGCGAGGGCAUGGACCGCGUGCUGGCGGCCGGCGCGCGCCGCCCGGGGCAGUACUGCAGCAGCGUGUUCGAGGGCGACUGGCACCGCUCGCUCAUCGUGCAGGUCGUCGACAGCGAUACCGUCAAGGUGCGGCACGUGGACUACGGCACGGUGGACACGGUGGCGGCGGCGUCGCUGCGGCCGCUGCGGCGCUCGUGGGCGGCGCUGGCGGCGCAGGGCGUGCGCGCGCGCCUGGCGGGGCUGCGCCCGGCGGCCGCGAGCCGGCGCUGGCCGCGCGCCGCCGCCGCGCACUGCCUGGACCUGGUGCGCGAGCGCCGCCUCGUCGCCAACGUCGUGGCCGUCGACCGCGAGGAGAACAUCCUUGAAGUGUUCCUGAUCGACACGUCGACGGAGGAGGACGUGAACAUCACGGAGCAGAUGAUCCGCGCCGGGCACGCGGACGCGCGCCCGCUCUCCGCGCUCGGGGCGCGCGACGGCUACCUGCUGCCCACCUUCCACGCGCUCGAGAACGGCCUCACGCCCAACUACACCGAGAUCCACGCGCUGCUGCGCGACGGCAUCGCGCUCGACUUCGUCGACUCGUACCGCGACCACGUCGCGGCGCUGCUGCCCACCUCCAGCGACGACGGCAGCGAGCCGGCCGAGGCGACCGACGCCGACGAGCGCUGCUCCAGCCCCCCGCCCACGCCGCCCCCCGCGCUCGCCGCCAACCGCGUGCCCGUGGCGCUGUCGCUCCUCCGCCUCGCGCCCUCCCCGCCCACCGAGGAGCUCCUGCGGCUCAGCCCGGAGCCGUCGCCCGUGCCCCACUCCACCCCCGGCGCGUCGCCGCGGGAGCGGUCGGCCGAGCUGGACUCGCCCGUGCCGGAGCUUCAGGAGCGCUGCCUGACCCCGGCGCCCCCCGCCCCCGCGGAGCCGGAGUCCCCGCCCGCGCCCGCGCCCUGCGGCGGCCGCUCGUGCUGCCCCGCGCCGCACCCCGCCUCGUUCUACGCGCUGCCGUACUGCCCGUGCACGCAGCCCUACAAGCCGCAGGGGCAAGUUCCGGUCUCCGUCCCCGUGGUCCGCCAUUACUCGCCCGGCUACUUCCGCCCGCGCGUCUCCCCGCAGCAGUACUAUCCCCGGUUCCGCCCGCCGGUCGGCGUGGGCUACUACGCCGGCCCGCCGGUUUUUCAUCCGGCCCCCCCACAUUUUCCGGCCGCGCCCCACCCUCAACAUUUUGUACCGAAUUCGGCGCAGAAUCCCCAGCGGUUCGUGCCGAACUCGAUGCAUAAUCCCCAGCAGUUCGUCCCGAAUUCGACCCAAAACUUCAGGCCGUACCCGGGAUCGAUGAAUCCGCCCGGCCCGGCGCCUAACUCGCCAAAUUUCGGACCUAACCCCGUACCGAAUUCGUCUACCGUCCGGUCCGCACCCGAUCGGCAACAUAAUGGCUCCAGUUCACCAAAUCUGCAAUCCGCGAGCCCCGCGCCUAACGGCCCGCAACCUGCAAACUGCGGUCCGGGGCCGCUCCGAGCGUCGUCAAACUCCUUGAACGGCGCGGACGGUCCCUCGGUGCGGUUAAGCGCGGAAGAGUGCGAGAUAUUCGAGCUGCUCUCCCGCGUGGACCCGGGCGCGGCGCACCGCUACAUGAUCGCGGCGCUGCGGCGCGCGCGCGGCGAGGCCGAGCGGGCGCCGGGCCCCGGCCGGCCCCCCGGCCCCGGGCGGCCCCCCGGCCCCGAGCGGCCCCCCGGCGGCCUCAACCCCGACGCGGCCGAGUUCCGCGCCAAGCCGAACUGCCGCCCGCCGCCCGGCUUUGAGAACUUUGCCAAGUAG